AUGCUGCAAACCAAUGCUUGCUCCAGCAGAAAACACACCCCUAUGCAUCGUGGUCGUAAUGGCCAAGAGGCCAAAGGAGAGCGUCGUUGUCGACCUCUUUGCGCCCGCAUCAACAGCAUCAAAGUCCCUCUCCCCUUUGGGGUGGGCAGCUGCAAUGCAGAACGCGCAUCUCAUGCCAAGUCUAAUGCUCUCUCCUACACUCCUGAUCAUUCCCUCAAGUUUCUAAACAGCAGAUGCGAUGACAUCACUGAAGCCACAAUAUCGAGUCAGGAGAUCCGAAUUCAGGGAUUGACAGAAACCCCUCCCGUACUUUCUUGGACCGACAGAUUGCGGCGCCUGGUGAGUGGACGUUGGGCAUUGUGGCUUGCAGGGGAGUUACCCCGUGGAGAUCUUGCCGAGGCCGCGAGGUAG
Messenger RNA from Drepanopeziza brunnea f. sp. 'multigermtubi' MB_m1, 411 nucleotides. The record is from RefSeq and is a predicted model, not a curated record. Lineage: Eukaryota; Fungi; Ascomycota; Leotiomycetes; Helotiales; Drepanopezizaceae.